Guillardia theta CCMP2712 is the source of this 2559-nucleotide messenger RNA. RefSeq lists its product as hypothetical. The transcript has 15 exons. Bases 1 to 2559 code for a protein of 852 amino acids. Lineage: Eukaryota; Cryptophyceae; Pyrenomonadales; Geminigeraceae. The record is from RefSeq and is a predicted model, not a curated record. Gene Ontology annotation, cellular component: cytoplasm. Gene Ontology annotation, molecular function: ATP hydrolysis activity; ATP binding.
AUGGGUCAGGGAAUGAGGAAGGGGAAGUUGAAGAGAAAGUCAAGCUCAGCAUCGACCUUCGGGCCCAUCGCCUCCUUGGUGGUUGGGAAGCAGCUCAGUGGGUUCUUCCUGUGCAAGGGGAUGAGGAUAAAGAUCUCGUUCAACGGCCGUGAAGAAGUCGCACUAGUUGAUGACGUUCGAAGUGACUCUCAGACAUGGUGCGAGAAGACCGAUCUCAACAUUGUAUUCGGCUCCUCAGCCCGGGAACAAGAUGAGAAUGAUUUCAACAACUCACUGGAGGACGUUAGAGACAAGCUUGAGACAAAGUUGAACAUCUCAGGAGAGGUUGACGAGAACAAAGAUAAAGAUAAGGAGAGGGAAGAGAGCAAGGAGGAGGCGGCGGAGAGUCUCAUCAAUGCCUUGAGAGCAGGUACCCUCCUUGCACACGAAUACCGAAAGUUCGGAGUCGCUCCUCCCCGCGGCGUCCUACUCUUCGGCCCCCCGGGCACCGGAAAGACGCUGCUCGUUCGUACAGCAUGCGAGGCUAUGGGCAUGAAGCUGCUCAGCGUUGACGCCCCGCAGCUGGUGGGAGGAGACUACGGGAGCAGCGAAGCAAGGAUCAAGGAGCUGUUCCAGACCGCCUCCUCCUACCCCUCGUGCGCUAUCUUUAUCGACGAGAUCGAUGUCAUCUGUGGAAAGAGGAGCGAGUCAGGGGGGGAGAUGGAGAGGAGGAUGGUGAGCGCGCUUGUGAAGCAGCUCGACGAUCUCGAGCAGCGCAGGUCGGAGGAGGGCGACGACGGAGCCCGCGUCCUCCUCCUCGCUGCCACCAACCGGCCCGACUCCAUCGACCCGUCACUGCGGCAGGCGGGGCGACUUGACCUGGAGAUCGAAGUCGGAGUGCCGUCUGCGGACGGGAGGAGGAGCAUUCUCUCUAUCCUGCUUGCUCGAGUCCCUCACAGUCUCACGGAAGAAGACCUGGAGAAAGCUAGCAGCAGGAUGCACGGGUACGUGGGAGCGGACAUUGAGCUGGUGGUCAACACCGCAGUGAUCCAUGCUCUUCGUCGGACAGAGGAGGAGGCGCAGGUUGUGCAAGACGAGCAAGGGAGCGCGGGAGAGCAGAGCAGUUUCACCCUCCUGCUUGACGACCUCCUCCUGGCAUCGUCCAGGGUCAAGCCAAGUGCUCUGAGAGAGACGGUGGUGGAGGUACCCAAAGUCCUGUGGUCGGAGAUCGGAGGGCAGCAGGAGGCUAAGGCGGCGCUAGCAGAGGCGGUUGAGUGGCCCCUCCGCUACCCCCAGCACUUCUCUCGCAUGGGGAUCCGCCCUCCAGCUGGGGUCCUGCUCUACGGGCCCCCGGGCUGCAGCAAGACGCUGCUCGCCAAGGCGCUGGCCACAGAGGGGUCGCUCAACUUCCUGGCCGUAAAGGGCCCCGAGCUGUUCCGCAAGUACGUCGGAGACUCGGAGAAGGCGGUGGCAGCGGUGUUCCGCAAGGCGAGGCAGGCGGCUCCUGCCAUCAUUUUCUUCGACGAGAUCGACGCCCUGGCCACGAGCAGGAAUCUUUCGGAACAUGGACACUCUGAAUUUGGAUUUACUGGAGAGCUGUGCCCGUACACUCCGGAUGUGAUUUCUUACAUUCCGGUAACCGCCAAGGAGAGCGGAGGUACAAGUCUGAAUUUUGGCUUGAGAUCCUAUAAGAAGUGGGUUGGUUUCACCUUUGAAUUGGUCUGCGUAUUCCAUUUCCAAUUUGACACUGGAAGUAAGUACUACUUGCGGAAUGCAACCGUCACAAGCGCAACUUGCUGCGGAGGCAACAACCCCAUCAGUGCCGAUGUCGACAGAUGCUACUCUUGCGCCGCUCCUCCUCUGAAUCAGCUGUUUCCAACUGGGGCAUCGCGGUACUUCAACAGCACAGUCAGCAUUGCUGCAAUGCGACGGAGCUUCAAGGAUUGCUCCUCUACCGUGCUCUCAACUUGUGACGCUUCAGGCAAUCAGUUGAUGUCGAACCCGGAGACAACUUUAACUUCACGUGCGUUGAAGGGUCGCUACUUCGACUUGAGCUAUCAGAAAGAUGUUGGAGUAGUUGACGUGUAUCCGAGAAACUCGCCUGCCAAAGAAAACUUGACGUUCACUGUUCGCUUGCAGAAUGCUCCAACCGAUCCGGGGGGGGGGGAGGGGAAUCGGGCUCGGUCGUCGGGAGAAUCGUCAGCAUCUCAACGAGUCGUCUCACAGCUGCUGAACGAGAUGGAUGGGAUUGAACCGCUGAAGCAGGUCAUCGUCGUUGCAGCUACAAAUCGACCGGACCUGAUUGACAGCGCCUUCCUGCGGCCCGGGAGGAUCGAUCGACUCAUCUACGUGGCUCCUCCCGAUGAGGAGAGCAGACAGUCGAUCCUCAAGAUACACCUCAGGAGAAUGCCGACUGCCGGGGACGUGGACUUGAAGCUCCUCGCUCGCAGCGGGGCGGAGCUCGCCAACCUCUGUCGGGAGGCAGGGCUGCAAGCUAUCGCCGAGGACAAGGACGAGCCAAGAAUCACUUCAGAGAUGAUCGCCUUCUACGAGAGCUUCGCCAGGAGGAUCGCAACCUGA